AGGACGACAACACCGGAAUGAGGAAACUGACGAGGGGCAAGCCAUGUGCAAAACAAACUUGUCCAUCGCUGAUAACCAUGCAACCUGAUGAACCACAGGUCACUUCACUCAAGUCUCACAGAGGUGCUCCGCUCCUCUUCUCGCCUCUUCCCUUAGACCGCUCACCUGAAACAGACCGCAGCGCUUCCUCGAGCCCUCCGGACUUUCAUCCAGUCAUGUCCUUUCUGCUCAUCACGGUGCUGUCCUCUCUGGUGGUGCAUGAUGCUGCCGGGGCGUGGGGCGCCAAUGUGAAAUACGCGGUGAACUGCCCGGACAGAUGCAACGCGGAGCGGUGCGGCGGGACGCAGCGGUGCGCACGGACGGUCCUGGAUGACUGCGGCUGUUGCCAGGUCUGUGCAGCCGGCAGAGGGGAGCACUGCUACCGCACGGUGUCGGGGAUGCACGGGGUGAAGUGCGGACCGGGGUUGUUCUGCGAGUUCUACAAGGACGAGGACGAUUACGGAGACGAAUAUGGGAUCUGCAAAGACUGUCACUACGGGACCUAUGGGGUUGAGUGCCGUAAGACGUGCAACUGCAAAGGAGGCAUAUGUGACAGGGAGACUGGAGCUUGUCUCAACCUCACCUUCUUUGCCAAAAUUGCCAGCAAGCUCAAGACUGAGCCUCAAGCAGGGGGCGAGGUGGGCUCGGGAGAAGUCGGCGCUUCCCAGAACACUGCCCAGCACACAAACAGAUCCACUUCUCCGAAGCGGCUCAACCCUCGCUGACAAGUGCUGACAAGACUGAAUCUGUUCAGUGUAAAUGUAGCAUUAACUUAUAAAUUAACUGAAAGAUAUAUUUUAUUAUGUUACGGGGUGAGAAACCUUUUGUUUUGUUUUCUUUCACCCCAUUUGGGGGUUUUUGUUUGGCUUUUCUAAUGAAAUAUGCAGUUACUCUCUCUUCGUUUUCUCUUUGUUCUCGGUCAGUUUUCAGAGUGAAUAAAUUAAAAGAUCAUGUAGCCGUAAGCUUCAGUGUUAAUUUGUGUGCCUUCGUAAAUGAUUCUUGUGGAAGUUGCAUUAAUUGCCAAAGUCUACAGCAAUAGUUUCUAUUGAAGUAUUUUAGUUUUAUUUGUACUGUGGAUAUACGAGGAGCCGACACGGACAGUGUAAUGUAUAGAACACCAGCCAUUGUAAAGAAUGCUCUUGCAAUUAAACCAAAGUUAUCACUGA
Mugil cephalus (flathead mullet) is the source of this 1205-nucleotide messenger RNA. RefSeq names its product endothelial cell-specific molecule 1 (gene esm1). The record is from RefSeq and is a predicted model, not a curated record. Gene Ontology annotation, cellular component: extracellular region. The coding region runs from base 18 to 764 and encodes 248 amino acids. The transcript has 3 exons. Lineage: Eukaryota; Metazoa; Chordata; Actinopteri; Mugiliformes; Mugilidae.